AAGAAUAUGUGUACCAAAUUUGGUUCCAAUCGGUUUAGCCAGAAAUGAAAGUACAGACCCAUGAGUAAAAAAUAGGAGAGAAUAUAACAGUGGUGGGAAAUAGCAUAGCAUCCAUCUUAUUACUUCCUUUGCACUGGUCAGUUAUGUCGACUUGACUUGUCAUAAAACACAAGGGACACGUUUCCCCCCACUCUAAUAGCUUCCUUUAUAUGAUUCCCGUCUCGUGCCCUUUCUCUUAUUUUUUACUUACUUUUUGGAAGAACUUUGCAGACCUCUUUAAAUCUGGUGUAUAUUUUAUACUAUUAAAUUAGGAGCUGAUAAAUGGGAAACUCCGCGAAAAAUUAGACAAUUGCAGUCGAAAGGGAAAGGUUACACGAAUUUCUCUGUAUAUAAUCUGACAAAAGGUAAAUUGAGGAAAGGAAUGGUUAUGAAACACCCUGUAUAAUGCACAUAACCUAAUAUAAGAAAAUUCAAAUAUGAUGAAUUUAAUAUUGACAAAAACACUUAAAUGUUGUAAACUAAAAUUAAACAAUAUACAAAAGUUGGAAUUAAAUAUUAGCGCUCCCUUAAACGCGUUUUGGGAACGCGACGAAAAGGGAGGUUAUGCAGAUAAUCGUAAGCUACCUCCGAGAACACAGAUGAUAAGGGACGGUUUCAAAGAACUAAAGCACGAAAUAGCUCUAUGGUCGCAGGAAAUGAAGGAAAAAUUUGAGUGCGAUCCAAUUUUGGAUUACAGAGCCGGUGAAACAGACAUCGUUUGGAAUUUUGAAUCGCCAAAUGCAUUACAACAAUGGGUAAUUACGAGCGACAGUGAUCAUAACGAGGGGCAUAGUAAAUGUGAUUUGGUAGUUAAUAAGUAUGGCAAGGGACUAUUUACGGGUUUCUUAAACACAGACGUGCCUGACGAUGGACGUAUUAAACGAGCUGGUUAUUGCAAUAUGAGAACUCUAAGAGCAAGGAAAUCCUUUAAAAGAGACAGUUACCUAGAGUGGGCUCCAUACAAUUUACUAGUAAUGAAAGUACGAGGCGACGGACGUUCAUAUAUGUUAAAUAUUACAACAAAGGGUCGAUUCGAUCUCACAUGGAACGAUACGUAUCACUAUGUACUGUACACUCGUGGCGGUCCUUACUGGCAGGUCUCCAAGAUACCGUUUUCAAAAUUUUUUUUCACAUCCAAAGGACGAAUACAAGAUAGACAGUAUGCAAUUCCGCUAAACAGAGUGACUCAUUUUGGUAUAUCAGUGGGUGAUAAAAUAAAGGGAGGUUUUUCUUUAGAAAUCGAUUAUAUUGGAUUAGAGUACAAUCCAAAUCACACAGAGGAAUUUGCGUAUGAAAUGUACCAAACUGAGAAGUUCAUUGUUGCAACUUAAUUAAAGUUAUAACUGAGUGUCCUAUUUA
Photinus pyralis (common eastern firefly) is the source of this 1398-nucleotide messenger RNA. It is a transcript of the gene CIA30, whose product is annotated as complex I intermediate-associated protein 30, mitochondrial. Gene Ontology annotation, biological process: mitochondrial respiratory chain complex I assembly; mitochondrial electron transport, NADH to ubiquinone. The coding region runs from base 477 to 1370 and encodes 297 amino acids. Gene Ontology annotation, cellular component: mitochondrion. The record is from RefSeq and is a predicted model, not a curated record. The transcript has 3 exons. NCBI's taxonomy places the organism in Eukaryota, Metazoa, Arthropoda, Insecta, Coleoptera, Lampyridae.